This is a messenger RNA of Camelina sativa (false flax), 851 nucleotides long. RefSeq lists its product as uncharacterized. The record is from RefSeq and is a predicted model, not a curated record. Lineage: Eukaryota; Viridiplantae; Streptophyta; Magnoliopsida; Brassicales; Brassicaceae.
CCAUACAAUUAAACCAAUUUCUUUGUUCGGAGACUUUUCUCCUCCUCUCGUCUUCCAAUUUUGGUAUACCCAAAACAAAACAAAAUUGCAAAGACAAAUUUUAAACCUCUGAAUUCAACCUUCUCGGCCAAGAAGAAGAAGAAGAAGAAGAAGAAGGAAAUGGAGAUUUGUAUGUGUUGCGAUGCACACCUCGUAACAAAACCAAUUUUGAAUCCACCAUGGAGCUCUCCGAGGAGAACGAAGCUAGGUUUUGUACCGGCUCUUCGCCGCUUUCACGUCAAGGCUUCGGCGGUGGAUUCGCCUGAGAGUUCUUCAAAUUUCGCCAAGCGUAUGGAUCAAGCUUGGAUUAUCUCACAGCAACCAAGUCCUGUUGGAUGCUCAUCUUGCAAUUCAAAGGGUCAUGUUGAAUGCAAAUGGUGUGCGGGUACAGGAUUCUUCAUCCUCGGUGAUAACAUGCUUUGCCAAGUACCCUCAAGGAAUACUUCUUGCGUGAUCUGCUCCGGACAGGGAUCUGCUUGCUGUAGGGAUUGCAAAGGAACUGGGUUUCGUGCCAAGUGGUUAGAAAAGCCUCCAGUGCCGUCGUAGUUGAAGAGCGAAAAGCAAGUUACGUGAGGGUUUUAAUCUUUAAUGAUUGUUUGUGGAGCUAAAAUGUGUCUAUCAAUCACUAUAUAUUGGUUCGAGUGGAAUCUUAAGUUAGAUAUGCGUAUAUCUUUUCACAAGUAUUAUGUUUGUAUGUGGUAUAUGUUCAUUUAUUCAUUUCUUUAUGAAUAACCAAAGGGCUACAUGAAGAUUUCUUGUAAUCAACAAACGUGACUUUUACGAUUUCAUUAGAUAGAGCAUAUUUCAACGAA